AUGGCCAAAGUGAAGACCGCGAUGCCCGUACCCAUCAUGCAAUCGACGCGGAUAAGGUCAAAGAUUGGCGCUGGCCACAGGACUACUUCGCAAACGACUCCCGAAAAUUCAUAUACGAGCGCCAACUCGGGAGCGGAUCUUUUGGGCACAGCUUGGAAAGUAAAGGAAGAGAAUGAAGACGGCAGUCUCAAGCGACAAUUUGUGGCCAAGUUCGGAUACACACCAGAGGAGACGACCUCGAUUGAGACAGAGCAACGGCUGGCAAAGAAAUUAUACGGCGCUCUCCAUUUCGCCCAACCAAUAGUCCAAAAUGGAAAAAUGUUAACGCUCGAUAGCGUCCCAGCAAGGGAUUCUAAGGAGCGGCGCAUAAUCCUCAUGACAGAGUUCAUCCCCAAUCUGACCCUAGGCCAAUUUUACAUUAAAGUGAACUCGACUCCGGGCAGCACGUGGUCGCCGAUUCCGAACCGCGUUCUAUGGCUCAUCUUUCGCUGUCUGGUCAGAGCCGUCCUCGCAAUGGCGGCACCUCCGGACCGACCGUAUUGGGAUGCCAACGAGGCACCUACCCUUGAGGUAUCGACAAGGCAACCAGCGCGUGAUGAUUAUCAGAUCUACCAUGGCGGUCUUGGAAACAUAGAGAACAUGAUCUUCGGCGACCUCGAUAGAGGCGAGCACCGCCUGGUACCUAUACUCAAGGUCAUUGACCUGGGAAUGGCUACGGAUCACUAUGAGUAUAUGAGAUCCCGGAGGACAGGCACAAUGACGGAAGAAAACGUGAAGGAUAUUGGCGAUUUGUGGAGAGUCGAUUCGAGUGUCAUCCCAUCACAUCACACUUGCGCAGGGCAGCUCUUACGAUUCUUCUGUACUGCACCAGCGACCGCAAAGUCGGACCAGUAUACCGCCGCCAUGGCUUCCAAGCGCAAGGCCGACGACUUCAUCUACACAUUGUCCGACAACGACGAGAUCCCCGGCGAAGAGCUCCCCGAACAGCCCAACCCCCCAAAGAAGAAGUCCAAGAAAUCCAAGAAGACCACGAAGACCGCACCGCUCGACGAGGACGAUGAAGAGCUCGGCGUUUGGGGCAAGAAGGAGGAUGAUGAUGGUGCCAUGGCCUCCGACUUCGAGUUUGCCGAGGAUGCGACGACCGAUUUUAGGACAGAAGACUUCGAGGGCUGGGGUUUCGAUCGCGCGAAGGGAAUGAACGGCACGUCACAGAACAAGAGAGUCGACAUUGAAGAGAUUGUACGGAGACGGAGAGAUAAGAAAGGCAAGACUGCAAAACCGGAUGCCGAAGCGGCGGCACCCCAAGAAGACGGAGAAAUCGACGUCGGUCUUGAUGACGAAGAUGACGAGGUGCUGGCCGCAGACGGCUUUGGCAUGGGCGCUGCCUCGGAUGAGGAGUCGGGGGACGAGGCAGCAGCUGACGGGCCGGAACAGAGUGACGAAGAAAGCGAGGAUGACGAGGCCGAAGGCGACGGGGAUGCUUCAGACAAUGAUUCUGUUGCGACUGCCUUGGAUCACCCUGGCGACGUGGAACAGUCCGACGCCACAGAUGAUGAGGAAGACGUCGAGGAAGCGGCUAAGAGAAAAGCCUUCUUCGCACCCGAGGAGAAGCAACCGAAGGGCAAACAAGAGGGGAAAGCCGCUUUCCAAGGCAUGUCACUGUCGCGACCCAUUCUUCGCGGCCUCAACUCCGUGGGCUUCAACACACCUACACCAAUUCAAGCCAAGUGUAUACCACUUGCCUUGGAGGGCAAGGAUCUUGUUGGCGGCGCCGUGACCGGUUCAGGAAAAACCGCAGCAUUCGUCGUGCCUAUACUAGAGCGCUUACUGUACAGGCCAAACAAGAUUCCUACCAGCCGGGUAGUCAUCUUGGCACCUACUCGAGAGUUGGCGAUCCAGUGUCAUUCAGUAGCGACGAAACUUGCGAGCCACACGGAUAUCAAGUUCUGUCUAGCAGUUGGUGGCCUGAGUCUAAAGAUCCAGGAAGCAGAGCUGCGCUUAAGACCAGAUGUCGUUAUUGCGACACCAGGUCGGUUUAUCGACCACAUGCGGAACUCUGCGAGUUUUUCCAUCGAUACGAUCGAGAUUCUGGUACUUGACGAAGCAGAUCGAAUGUUGGAGGACGGUUUCGCGGACGAAUUGAACGAGAUCUUGACGACAAUGCCCAAGUCACGGCAGACUAUGCUGUUUUCGGCCACCAUGACCUCGUCGGUCGAUCGAUUGAUCCGUGCUGGACUGAAUAAGCCUGUACGGGUCAUGGUUGACUCCCAGAGGAAGACUGUGGACAAGCUCGAGCAAAAGUUUGUCAGGCUCCGACCGGGUCGUGAAGAUAAGCGCAUGGGAUAUCUUUUACACAUCUGCAAAACCAUGUACAGCGAGCGGGUCAUCAUCUUCUUCCGGCAGAAGAAGGAGGCCCAUCGCGCCCGACUAAUCUUUGCGUUGUUCAACUUGUCGUGUGCCGAGCUACACGGGAGUAUGAACCAGACUCAGCGUAUCGAAAGCGUCGAGGCCUUCCGCGAUGGCAAAGUGUCGUUCUUACUGGCAACAGAUCUGGCCUCUCGAGGUCUCGACAUCAAGGGUGUCGACACUGUUAUCAACUACGAAGGCCCGCAGAAUCUCGAGAUCUACGUCCAUCGUGUCGGCCGUACUGCAAGAGCCGGCCGCUCUGGUGUGGCGGUCACGCUUGCAGCCGAGCCGGAUCGAAAGGUGGUCAAGGCUGCUGUCAAGGCGGGCAAGGCUCAGGGGGCCAAGAUUAGCAGUCUGAUCAUUGAGACGGCAGAGGCGGACAAGUGGCAAAACCAGAUUGACGAGAUGGGGGACGAAAUCGAGGCCAUUGCGCACGAAGAGAAGGAGGAGAAGCAGCUCGCGCAGGCGGAAAUGCAGAUCAAGAAGGGAGAGAACAUGGUGGUGCACGAGGAUGAGAUCAAGUCACGGCCGAAGCGGACGUGGUUCGAGACGCAACAUGACAAGCAGAAGGCCAAAGACGCCGGACGCGCAGAACUGAAUGGUCUGAUAGAAUCGCUGAAGAAGAAGGGCAACGGGAAACUCAGCAACAAAGACAAGAAGAAGCUAGAUGCGAGGUCUACGCAGAAGGAUGGCACUUGGAAGAAGGGGUCUGCCGAGCGAGCCGGCAAGGGUGCGGUUCUGAAUCUCAAGAACGACAAGAAGCCGAAGAGCGGGAAGCCGAGCGGGAAGCCAAAGAGAAGGUAG
This is a messenger RNA of Anthostomella pinea, 3210 nucleotides long. Lineage: Eukaryota; Fungi; Ascomycota; Sordariomycetes; Xylariales; Xylariaceae. The record is from the annotation of a GenBank genome assembly.